AUGGAGUCCAAGCAAGAUCAGCAUUCUCUCGCCACAAAUUGGGUUUCACACGCGGUCCUUCAAAACCUUGCAGACCAACAUGACUGGACUUGCUUAGAGCUCCAUGAAGGACCAGAUCAACCUCGACCUAUCAUCAAAGGUCUGCCACCAAAGCGGCUGUAUUUGCACCCCGACGAUCAAAUUGCUGCUCUCGCUCACGAAGAAGCCACCGGGGAGAAGCUGCUCAACACCCCCGAGUUCGAAUGGGUCUUGGCCGUGCAUAUCAGUGAGACUUGGUCUCUCGGCAAGUUCUCGGCUGUUUUCGACACAAUCUCUAAUACCAGUGCGCAACAAAAGAGAAUAGUGCUGGCAACAGUUCACAACGAUUCCACAGUGGUUUACUAUGUAAUGCACGAAGGAUUGGUCAAACCUCGUCAAAAUUGA
Pochonia chlamydosporia 170 is the source of this 423-nucleotide messenger RNA. Its product is annotated as tRNA-splicing endonuclease subunit Sen15. Gene Ontology annotation, cellular component: tRNA-intron endonuclease complex. The transcript has a single exon. The coding region runs from base 1 to 423 and encodes 140 amino acids. Gene Ontology annotation, molecular function: nucleic acid binding. The record is from RefSeq and is a predicted model, not a curated record. NCBI's taxonomy places the organism in Eukaryota, Fungi, Ascomycota, Sordariomycetes, Hypocreales, Clavicipitaceae. Gene Ontology annotation, biological process: tRNA-type intron splice site recognition and cleavage; tRNA splicing, via endonucleolytic cleavage and ligation.